CUGCCAGAGGGAGGGUCAGCAAGCUUUGCCAAAUACGCCGGCGCCCCAUACGCCCAGGAAGCGAAACAGGCACCUAGAUUCCUGCUCAACUAACAUGUCCACCAUACCCAUGUUUUAAAGCUGAUCUAGUUUGUUGUAGUGUAUUUAUGUUUUAAUAAUGCCUUAUUUAACUGUAUAAUGCCAGAUAGUCGCGGGGAUGAGGUUCACGAGAGAUAUCUACCGGCUGCUGGGGCUCUCGAGCGGCCCCAGUGAACAGAGAGAGGAGAGCAUGGAAACAGAAGCUGCGACUGAUGCCAGCCACACUUCAGCACCACAGGAGCCCCUCAGUGGGGAGGAGGGCUUAAGUGAGGAGGAGAGAUCCAAAAGACGGGCAGAGAAACGACGGGCUAAGAAGAAGCGGCAGAAAGAACGGAAGAAGCUGGAGAAGGGGAAACAGAACGAAAACAUGGAACAGGAGGAGGAGUCAGCGGAAGGCCCAGGUGAGAGUGAGUCAGAGGAGGAGGGACCAGGUGGGGAACAGGAAGAGGAGGGGCCUGCACAGGAAGAGGAGGAGCCUAUGAAGGAAGUGGAACCAGCGCCUGUCCCGCCCCCCACCAAGAGUUCAGUAGCUCCGCCUCUUGGAAGCAGAGCCAACCGCCAGCACGCAACCAGUGAAGAGGACCCUGAGUGGGAUGUCAGUAGUGCGUUUGUGGCCAAUGCCGUGAGCCACCUGAGGCCGAGAGCCAAGAGCAAAACUCCACGCAGCAGCCGGGAGAACAAGGAGAACGAGAGCCGAGGAGGCCAGACCAACUGCACAGAUAGUGGGGCUAAGAGAAGUGCCUACCUCACAGAGAAGGGCAUCCAGCUGGUUCAGGAGGGCCAGUACUUUCAGGCAGUUUCCAUGUUUACAGAAGCCAUCAAGUAUGACGCUACCAACUACAGGUUCUUUGGGAACCGCUCCUACUGUUAUGAGUGUCUGGAGCUGUAUCCACAAGCUCUGGCCGACGCCGAGAUGUCCAUCAGACUAGCCCCCACCUGGCCCAAGGGCUUCUACAGACAGGGCAGUGCCCUAAUGGGGUUAAAGAGGUACAGUGAAGCAGAGAAGGCCAUGGAGCAGGUGCUUUUGCUGGAUAAGGACUGUGAAGAGGCGGCCAACGAACUCUUCAAUUGCAGAGCCCUUCAGCUUAUGGACCUCGGCUUUGAGGAGAUGCAGAGUGUCUCACUGCUGGAAAAGUACACUACAGUUCAGGCUGCACUCGCAUCUUCCGAGGCAACAGCAGUGGUGACCCAGGAGAGCUCCUCUGGCCAGGCUGGGGGUCCAUCUCUAUGGGUGGGGAACGUCACCACUGAACUGACGGAAAAACAUCUAUGGGACCUCUUCAAGACGUGUGGAGAGAUAGAUAGUAUCCGUGUGCUGCAUGAGCGGUUCUGUGCCUUUGUCAACUUUAAAAAUGCAAGCAUGGCGUCCCGGGCCCUGGAGAAACUCAAUGGCUAUGGAAUUGAAAACACUCGACUGGUGGUACGUUAUCCUGACCGGCGCACGCAAAGACCACUCCCUCUGCUCCCCUUAAAGGCCCCGCCCCCUCUCUCAGGAGCCUCUGGUGCCAGGCGACGGGGCCCUGUACACGGGGAUGAGUGUUACUUUUGGCGGACGACAGGCUGCCAUUUUGGGGAGAAAUGUCGCUACAAACACAUUCCUGACCAGCGGGGGAAAGACCGCAAGCCCUGGCAACCCUGAUCAACAGGGGGAAGACUGCUUGACCUGGCAACCCUGAUCAACAGGGGGAAGACUGCUAGACCUGGCAACCCUGACUCCAGCACCGGCUCUCUAUGUGUCUGUCUGUCUCACUCAAACUGGACUAUUCUGUGUGUGUGUGUGUGUGUGUGUGUGUGAGAGAGAGAGA
This is a messenger RNA of Alosa sapidissima (American shad), 1883 nucleotides long. RefSeq lists its product as uncharacterized. Bases 197 to 1717 code for a protein of 506 amino acids. Gene Ontology annotation, molecular function: RNA binding; metal ion binding; protein binding. The transcript is spliced from 18 exons. Lineage: Eukaryota; Metazoa; Chordata; Actinopteri; Clupeiformes; Clupeidae. The record is from RefSeq and is a predicted model, not a curated record.